UUGUGCAGCGCUCGUUCACUGUCCGUGAAGAGACUCCUGACAGCGGUGUUUUUUAAUCUAUGGGACGGCUUCGACUCGGUUACUGGCGCUUGUUCGAAUGCAUGUCCAUGUAUUAACAUUCCAGUAUUCUAUAAAAAGGUGCCAGACACCAAUAAUCCUAUUUAUCUGGCGUUUUGGUCCGAUGUGAGACAUGAAGAAAUGCCGAGAGCUAUGGAGAGUCGAUUCAGUGUUUUGAACGACAACGAAGACAUCAAAAGGCGAGCGUCAAACACGGAGAACAACCUCCACUCGGAAAGGUCAAAGACAUUGUUUGAGGAAAUCCGCGCCUCAAUCAACAACAAUGACAAAGAGGACCGGUCGUUCUGGAGGCCCGUACUCCCUUGGGGUGGCGUCUUCUCCAUUAAGGCAGGACGUAAGGCCAUAUCAUGCACCCCACUCUAUGUCAAAAUCAACCUAAAGAACACCUGCACCAUCGAUGGCUUCCUCAUGAUCCUCUACGUGAUCCUGCGGGACAACCAGGGUUUUCCCCGGGAGCUGGCCGUCUUCUUGGGCAAGCACUUUGUGGAGUAUUUCCUCUACCUGAUGGACUCCUGUGACUACACCACAGUGAAGUUGCUGUGGAUCUGGGACAGAAUGUCCAAACUUCAGUACCGCUCGGAGAUCCACCAGGCGGCACUGGAAAUUGACUUGUUUGGCAACGAGCACGACAACUUCACAAAGAACCUGGAGAACCUCAUGUGCACCAUACAGGAGAGCUUGUGCACCAACUGGAGCUGUCCAGGCCGCUUCCAGGAAUUCAUCAAGACUACUCUCAACAUCAGCCCUCCUCAUGAACUGCCCCACAGAGACCCCAUUCAGUCGGCUGUGGACAAGUUCUUCUGCCCAAAGCUCCUGCUCUGCUCAGAACUGGGGUGUGAUGGUCUAAGGGAGUUUUCUCAGAGGGCUUUCUGCUAUGGAGCCCCACCAUUUGUCAUUCUGAACAUGCAGCAGUGGAAGUCAGAGGAGCUGUCCUACGUCCCUUACCACCUGGCUCUAUGCCAGCACAGGUACUUAUUAGAGGGCGCCACACUUUUCAACAAGGAAGAGCAUCACUACUCCGCAGCUUUCCAGAUCGACGGCUGCUGGAUGCACUAUGACGGAUUGAGGAGUGACAAUCUGAUCCUGUUACACAAGCCACCGGAGCUCCUGCUGCUCUCCUCCCUGGUCUAUAUCCGCGCCUCUGACAAAUGAACCGAGCUGACCCGGAGUACGGACGGACACUCAAAAGCCCCAAAUCACAGCAUCUGUCCUCUUUUUUUCUCAUGUAUGACAUCAUAUUUCCUCUCUUAGGUGUAAAAGUGCUGAAUGACAUUUAUGCUUCGUUUCACCUGAAUGCUUUCAAAAAGCUCUCUGCACAAAUUGAAAAUGACUUUUAUCUUUUGUGCAUGCUUGGAAUCCAAGAAUAUAAUGGACUAUAAUAGUUCUGUGUUGACACUUUGCCAUGACCAUAUUAAUGAAUAAUGCACACAGUAUACAUUACCUGCCACGUAGAAGGGAAUAUGAUUUAAAAAAUUACACUGUGAGUGUGCGUUUUCUGUUAAGACGCCUUGUAUAGGAGAUGAUUGACUGUAUACAACAUUUAUACAUAUGUUCAUGUGUUUUGUCUGUGAUUAACUUCACACAUUUAUGCCCUUUACCGAGACUCAGUUGGUGCUUUUUUCUAUUAGGUUUUAUUCUAUUUUCAUUCUGAUGAAACCAAAACAAAAGAUGAGUCCACAUCAGGUUAAAUAACUCAUAAAUGAUCAUUUUAGUAUUAACUGAGAACUAUGUAUUACUAAAAAAAAAUAUAUAUAUAUUAUUUAACUUGAAAUAAUUACUGGAAUCACAUGGUGCCUCUGUUCUGUCGAACAGAAAUCCUCAAUCAAGGUUUUCAGUUUUGGUUUCUAUGCAGACUUUGUCUUAAAAAUGCAAAUUAAAAAUAUUUUGGUGUACGAA
Messenger RNA from Solea senegalensis (Senegalese sole), 1974 nucleotides. It is a transcript of the gene dorip1, whose product is annotated as linkage group 16 C14orf28 homolog. Lineage: Eukaryota; Metazoa; Chordata; Actinopteri; Pleuronectiformes; Soleidae. Bases 199 to 1230 code for a protein of 343 amino acids. The transcript is spliced from 5 exons. The record is from RefSeq and is a predicted model, not a curated record.